UUUACAUAUAUAAACAUACAUAUGGAAAUUUCUAUAGUUUUUAUUUAAGAGAUAGCUUAUUUCUUAUUCAUAGAUUCAAAGAAAAAACUUUCAACAAAAAUAGAACUCUUAUAGCACUCUUUGUAUCCUAUUAAUUUUCCUAUUUUCAAACUUUCAUGUAUAUUUUAACGUAGAUAAAUAUCCACAGUAAAUUAUUUUAUUAAGUACAGUUACGUACAGGCAAAUAAUAUGUAUUAAACGAAGAAAUAAUAUGUUUACCAGGGCAGAUCACCACGACAUUGAUCAGAAUAAUCGCGUUAACAGUCAAUGACAUUCGUCAGCUUGUGCUCAUGUUUCCUUAAAUAUUAUGGAGCGUUCGGACUUUAUCUACCUGGCAUCAAAUUUAUGCUAACGACUCAGAACGAGAGUAUCGAAUAGCGAGGCGCAAGGAAGGAGACGUGGAGAAUAGAAAGAACGCGAGGUUCAAAAUCUCGAUCGAGUUCUCAGGCAGCCUGCAUAGAUUCUAAAACCUGUUUCUCUGGUGCACUGUUUACAGCGUUCUCUUAUAAGAAAAGCGUCAUUUGACGAUAAAACUUUAAUACGAAGUACGUGUAAAAAUAUAUUAUAGUAUAAUUAAUAAUGUACGCGCGAGUGAAACUAUGUGGAGGAAGAGGAACAAUGAAGAAAUUAUGUGCUCAAUCGUGCUCGAAUAAUACGUGUCAUGUUAACCGCACCGAACCCAAGCCUUUCAAAGACAUUCCAGGACCAAGAUCCUUCCCCGUUAUUGGGACGCUUCAUAAAUAUCUGCCUUUCAUCGGCGAAUACAAUUUCAAGAAGCUGCACACGAACGGCUUGUUGAAGUUAAAGCGUUACGGACCUUUGGUACGUGAGGAAAUAGUACCGGGUCAGCCUGUCGUGUGGGUGUUCCGACCGGAAGAUAUCGCGGAAAUUUUCAAAGCUGAGGCGGGUAUGCAUCCUAAGAGAAGAUCACACUUAGCUCUCUUAAAGUAUCGAAAAGACAGAAGUGAUGUGUACAACACCGGGGGUCUUUUACCCACGUAAGAAUUGUCCUCACAAUUAAUUACUUUAUCAACAAAAUCACUAUUUAUCACAAAUUUGUAAGAAUUGUUAUACACUGAGAAAAAAAAUUGA
Molecule: messenger RNA, 1131 nt
Organism: Wasmannia auropunctata (little fire ant)
Lineage: Eukaryota; Metazoa; Arthropoda; Insecta; Hymenoptera; Formicidae
Product: cytochrome P450 302a1, mitochondrial-like
Exons: 2
Coding region: 619-1041 (140 amino acids)
Molecular function (GO): iron ion binding; monooxygenase activity; heme binding
Source: RefSeq, a predicted model, not a curated record